Messenger RNA from Penicillium brasilianum, 1242 nucleotides. NCBI's taxonomy places the organism in Eukaryota, Fungi, Ascomycota, Eurotiomycetes, Eurotiales, Aspergillaceae. The record is from the annotation of a GenBank genome assembly.
CCCUCGCCGAAAUCCACGUCUGUCCUCCCCCACCCCGCUUCCUCGACAGGACUCAAUUCGCCCAGUAUGAUGUCCUGCAGUCGUCGCCUCACGACCCUGGCGUCGUUCCGCCCGCUCGCCGUCCGCGCCUACUCCUCCACGGUGCCCCGGCUCUCCGAGAACCGCAUGCCGGCCAAUGACCCGAACCCGCCCGCGGUCAAGCCCAAUGUCUCCGAGACCAAUGUCGGACUGACCGAUCGCCAUGUCGUCUGGGAUGGCUUGAUGGAGGAGGAUCCCGUCAAGGCGGAGCGCAUCCGCAGCCUCCAGGCGCCUAACCGUGCCACCACCUGGGCUGCUAGCCAGCAACCGCGCGAGCAGGCCAUGGUUGGCCCUCGUUUUGAGCAGACCAUCAUGGAGACUCAGCCCCGCCCAAUGGCCGCCAUUGAGCUCAUUCACAAGCAGCCCGUUCGCUGGACAAAGUCCCGAGUCGUCAGCUGCGACGGUGGCGGUGGUCCUCUCGGCCACCCCAAGGUCUUCAUCAACACCGACAAGCCCGACAUCGCGACCUGCGGAUACUGCGGUGUCCCCUUCGCUCACGAGCAACACCGCACCUACCUCGAGUCCCUCCCCGCUACCAGCUAUCCCCUUGAGCCUACCAACGACCCCGCCGAGGUGAACGAGAGCCAGCGCGUCACGGAGGGUAGCCUCGAGCAGCGGUAGACGACUAGCAUCAGAUUCCUUAUGUCGGCGUUGUUUCUUCCCUUGCGUAUUUUAUAUUGGUUUUUUGGGCCCGAGGCCGUGUACAGAAAUAUCGAUCAAUGGAUCUGCCGUUCGUCCGCUGCGUGGCGAAGUGAAGUGUUUUAAGUCGUCGUGUUCCGAGAUUGUGGAAGAGGCUCUAACUAUCUACCUGAACCGUCUCCCCGAGUCAAAGUCCGCCGUGGUGCUGCCAGUGUAGUUGGCAAUGAUACGGGUUUGCUGUGUUCUUACCAGCGCCGCCAUAUAUAAAACCAAUUGGCCGUUUUAUAUCCGUAAACAAGAAAUGAAAUGUACCUUCAACCCAGGCCCCUCCCCCCCGUUAUAAAUGCUCGUUUGCUCCAUCACCGAGUCACGCCUUCUCACCCUGGAUGGUCGCAACCACCUUGCGCGUGUGCCGACUGGUACGGAACUCGAGGUACCAGAUACCCUGCCAGGUCCCGGUCGCCAGACGACCAUUGGAAAUGGGAAUAUUCACCGAAGCACCGAUGAGCGCAGACUUGAUAUGAG